AUGUCGGUGACGGGCGAGCCGUUGAAACACCCCCUGGCGGAGCGUCUGAGUGCCGGGUUCGACCACCGCUAUCGGGAGGGCUUCGUGGUGACGCAGCCCGGUGGCAUCGUGAUGCCCGCAGAGUUCCUGCUGGAUGCCCAGCGCAUACUAGACUUCCCAGUCAAGGAGGACGACGUCUGGCUGGUCACCUUCCCCAAGUCCGGUACCACCUGGACACAGGAGUUGGUCUGGUUACUGAUGAACGACUUGGACUUCAAAACCGCGAAAGAGAUCUGCAUCACCGAACGGUUCCGGUAUAUCGAGCGCAUGAGUACGCUGCCCAAGGCGACCAGACGGGGGGCCCCGGACACGAUCCAGCUGGCCGUGGACCAGCCAUCCCCCAGACUCAUCAAGAGCCACCUGCCGCCGGCACUGCUGCCUAGGCAGCUGUGGACCGUCAAGCCCAAGAUCAUAUACGUUGCCAGAAGUCCUACGGACGCCGCCACCUCCUAUUACUACUUCAAUCGUCUCGUUCACGGAAUUAGUCUCUCACUGGAUGAGUUCCUCGAGUGUUUCCUCGCGGGUGUUGUUCAAUUCACUCCCUACUGGACAAGCGUUCUGGAAUUUUGGAACCUGCGGAAUGAGCCUAAUAUUUUGUGGAACACCUACGAAGAAAUGAAACAGGACUUGGGAGCAGUCAUCCGCAAGACAGCCGCAUUCCUGGGCAAGAGCGUGACAGACGAGCAGUUGCACCAACUGGAGGACCACCUGAGCUUCACCAGCAUGAAGGCUAAUCGGGCCACCAACUGCAGCGACGUGCUGCUCAGUUUGAGGACCAGUAUCGGUCUACCGCCGCCACCCUCGGAUCAGACCUUCAUGCGAGAGGGCAAAGUAGGCCAGGCCAAGCUGCACAUGUCCCCAGAAAUGAACUGUCGCUUCGACCGGUGGAUUCAGGAAAACAUUCGUGGCACUGGGUAUGAUGGCCCCGUCUAA
Molecule: messenger RNA, 972 nt
Organism: Schistocerca cancellata (South American locust)
Lineage: Eukaryota; Metazoa; Arthropoda; Insecta; Orthoptera; Acrididae
Product: luciferin sulfotransferase-like
Exons: 6
Coding region: 1-972 (323 amino acids)
Biological process (GO): sulfation
Cellular component (GO): cytoplasm
Molecular function (GO): sulfotransferase activity
Source: RefSeq, a predicted model, not a curated record